CUUUUUCUCCUACUCAUACCAUUCAACGAAUUCACUCUUAGACAAUCAUUGGAUUCACCUUUACUUUUCUUUAUUUUUUGCUAUCCGAAGCCGCCGUAUAUUCUAAGGUGCAUAACCAAUCUGUAAAUUUUUGUUCCCAACCACGACAUUCACACAGCUUGAUAAUCAAGAGCGAAGAAAUCAUACGCCACUUUCUAAAUAUUACAGAAACAAUUCAAGCAACAGAUAAGACGGCAACUCAAGCCACAAUCCACUCUUCACUCCCAACCGCAAUCAUGGCGAGUACUGAACCGCCAGCUCCUGCUACGUCGAACCGUCCGCCACGCCAUCGGCGCGGUCCUAGGAGAGGGGCACAUCGAGGAGGAGCAAACACAGUUACAGAGACGACUACAGAGGUGUCGAGUCCCGCUUUGGCGUUGCGACCUGCCUCUGUAGCUCCUGAAUCAAGUCCAGCACCCGCACAAUCUUCCAGCAGAGGUCGUGGCAGACGCGGAGGACAUGGAGGAUAUGGACGAGGAGGUCGAGGUGGCGGCGGCCGAGGAGGAUCACAGCUUAUGGUCAAUGGACAACGAGCAUUUGGAGGACAACUUACAUCUGCGGCUCCGCCAGCAAGUGAAGGUUCUCUCGCAGGAGAUGCACCAGAAUUCGUUCCUGGCCAACCAGUGGCCCCACGACCCCGCCAACCGCCAAACCCUCCCCAUCGUCGAAUGUCGAAAUCCCAAGCACCAGACAUUGCCACAAGAACCCACGAAGAUAUCGCAAAUGGACAAUACGAAUGUGUGAUCUGCACAAACGAAGUUCUUCCCAAUUCCAAGAUCUGGACAUGCAAGACUUGCUGGUCAGUUCUGCAUAUUUCGUGUGUGAAGAAAUGGUCUAAGAACGAGGUAUCUACACAUCAGCAGCGAGCUGUGGAUAACGGAGAGCUGCCACCUCCCAGACAAUGGCGAUGUCCAGGAUGUAAUCUUCCGAAGCGGGAGCUGCCGAACAAUUAUACAUGUUGGUGCGAGAAGGAGAUUGAACCUCGAUCAAUUCCUGGACUACCUCCUCAUUCUUGCGGUCAAUCUUGUGGAAAGUCAAGAGCUGGACACUGCCCACAUCCUUGCGAGCUUAUGUGUCAUGCUGGUCCUUGCCCUCCGUGCCAUAGCAUGGGACCUUCACUGUCUUGCUUCUGUGGAAAGGAGACGAGUUCCAGGAGAUGUAUUGAUACAAACUACGAAGCUGGAUGGAGUUGCGAGCAGGUGUGUGAUGAAUUGCUUCCUUGCGGCUUGCACACCUGCCAAAGAAGUUGUCAUGAAGGCUUGUGUGGAGACUGCGAUGUAAUGGUCGAGUCAAAAUGCUUCUGUGGAAGAGUGGAGAAAGAGUUACCCUGCUCAGAGCGCGAGGAUGAGAUGGAGAGUCAGAUUGAUGACAAGACCUGGAUGGGAUCAUUCAAUUGCGGAACAGAAUGUCGACGACCAUACGAUUGUGGAGUUGCGGAUCACGUCUGCGAAAGUACUUGUCAUCCUCAAGAUCCUGAACCUGCUCAUUGUCCCUUCUCACCAGAUGUCGUUACCCAUUGCCCUUGUGGCAAGACUCCCAUCGACAGUCUAAUUCCUGAACCUCGAAAGGACUGUACAGAACCGAUACCACAAUGCCUAGAGAAGUGCCAGAAAGCACUCUCCUGUGGACAUGUCUGCCAACAGAUUUGCCAUAAUGGAGAGUGCAAAAGAUUCUGCACGCAAACCGUCGACAUUACAUGUCGCUGUGGCCGAACAAGUUCAAAGUCUGUCUGCCACCAAGGUACUGAUGAACCACCAAUGUGUCCUCGGGUCUGUCGGGCUACAAUGAAUUGUGGUCGCCACGAAUGUGGUGAAAGAUGCUGCCCUGGGGAGAAGCGGGCUGGCGAACGACAAGCUUCAAAGCGUAAGCAUCGAGCUUUGAACGCUGCUCCAACAGGUGACGACAACGUUGAGCCUGAGCAUAUUUGCCUCAGAACCUGUGGUCGAGCUUUGAAAUGUGGCAACCACUCUUGUGCAUUACUAUGUCAUAAGGGGCCAUGUGCAUCAUGCCUAGAAGCUGUUUUCGAAGAAAUCAGCUGUGCUUGUGGUAGAACUGUACUCCAGCCUCCUCAACCAUGUGGAACAAGCCCUCCGGAAUGCAGGUUCGAUUGCACACGACCAAGUACCUGUGGUCAUCCACCAGUCAAGCAUCAAUGCCACGAAGAUGACGAAUCAUGCCCGAAAUGUCCAUUCCUGGUUGAGAAAGGAUGUCUUUGCGGCAAGAAGACUCUGAAGAAUCAGCCUUGCUGGUUCUCCGAAGUCAGUUGUGGUCUGCCCUGCGGCAAGAAGCUGAAAUGUGGUAUACAUUUUUGUACGAAGCCUUGUCACCGUCCGGGUCAAUGUGAGGAUGCUACUUGGCCUUGUCAACAGCCGUGUGGACGUCAAAAGACUGUUUGCUCGGAUUCUUGCCAAGACAAAUGUCACGCUCCAUAUCCAUGCAAGGAACUCACUCCCUGCCAGGCCAAGACGUUCAUCACUUGUGCUUGCCAGCACCAAAAGCAGGCUGUCAAAUGUCUUGCUUGCAAAUCCUCACCUGGCAAUACCGAUAAGACAUUGGAAUGCAAUGACGAGUGCUUGAAGAUUCAACGUAAUGCCAAACUUGCCGCGGCUCUCAACAUCGAUCCAGCAACUCAUAUGGAUGACCAUAUCCCCUAUUCGCAAGAGACACUUGACUUCUUUACUCAAAACCAGAAGUUUGCUCAGCAAUACGAGCGCGAGUUCCGAGUUUUCGCAGCCGAUGAGAAGGAAAAGAGACUUCGAUUCAAGCCAAUGCAAGCCCAUCAACGAGGAUUCUUGCACUCUCUUGCAGAAGACUUUGGCCUAGAUUCAGAAUCUCAAGAUCCGGAACCUCAUCGCCAUGUCUGCAUCUUCAAGACUCCAAGAUUCGUCUCAAGUCCGAUGAAGACUCUCGCUCAAUGCGUCAGACUCAGACCCGUAGUUGCUGCUCCUGAACCAGCUACACUUUCCAAGUCUUCAAUUUCGAAUGUAGAGCCAUUCAAUGCGUUUUUAUUGACAAACCCCAAAUUCGGAUUGACGAUUGAUGAACUUCACGCUGAUCUCAAAACCGAACUCUCUUCUUCCACUCACGUCUUCGAAAUCUCUUUCUUGCCAUCCGGAGAUGUAGUAUUACGUCCUUCGACCGCCGUCACUGGAUCCUGGCAUCAGAACAUCGAGAAAGAUCUCCAAGCCCUGAAACCCGGCGUUGCUAAGAAAGUCGCGGCUCUCUCGCUAGCUUCCGGCACUAUUCUCUGUGCAGUAGAUACCUAUCUCAAUGUCCUGAAGAGGGAAGAUGACAACACAGGUGCAGGAGGUUGGAGUCAGGUAGCGAAAGGUGGAGCGUUGACGAAGAGACCUGUGCAAACAAACAUAGGCGUCAAGAGUUCGUUUACUGUUCUAGGAAAGAAGAGAGAAGUGGUGAAGGAGAAAAAAGAGAAAGUUGAAGAUGCGGUUGAUGAUUGGGAGAAGGAGGUUGAGGGGUGGGGUGAUGUAUGAGUGCUAGGUCGUGGACGUUGUGUUGAUGUAGAAUAAGUGGAGUAAUGAAAUGCAGAUAUUUAGGUGUAAGGUUUGGUG
Molecule: messenger RNA, 3608 nt
Organism: Mollisia scopiformis
Lineage: Eukaryota; Fungi; Ascomycota; Leotiomycetes; Helotiales; Mollisiaceae
Exons: 1
Coding region: 276-3530 (1084 amino acids)
Biological process (GO): negative regulation of transcription by RNA polymerase II
Cellular component (GO): nucleus
Molecular function (GO): zinc ion binding; DNA-binding transcription factor activity, RNA polymerase II-specific; RNA polymerase II transcription regulatory region sequence-specific DNA binding
Source: RefSeq, a predicted model, not a curated record